Messenger RNA from Bombus impatiens (common eastern bumble bee), 1492 nucleotides. RefSeq lists its product as uncharacterized. The coding region runs from base 118 to 1092 and encodes 324 amino acids. Lineage: Eukaryota; Metazoa; Arthropoda; Insecta; Hymenoptera; Apidae. The record is from RefSeq and is a predicted model, not a curated record. The transcript has 3 exons.
AUCAGUUUAUAGUUGUUUCUUCGAGCUGCAACAGCAAGGAUUCUGUAAACGUUUGACCGUUUGACCAGUCUUGAAUUUUAUUAAACCUACGAGAAAACAGAUAAUUUGAAACCAAGAAUGAAGACACUCCUGCUGCUAUUCGCGUGCAUUUGUUUGGCAGAAUGUGGUGCAGGAAGAAAGCACACUCGCGAGCAACAAGCUCAAGGUUACGAAUACGAAUACACUCAGGAAUCCGCGCUAUCUGGCCCCCUAGUAGCUGCAGGUCCACUCGCUCAUGGCCGUGGACUGCCUCAUCCCGGGUUCAGCGUUGGUGGUCCUUUAGCUAAUAUCGCGAAAGGCGCGGCGGAACAAGCCCACACGCAGUUAAAUAAUCAACAUUCCGCGGCCGGACAAGCCGCGUUCGUCGCGAAGAACACCUUAGCGCAAGCUGCUUCGCAGUCAGCGGCUACCGCGGCUGCGGCACUCGCUGGCAAACAGAUCGUGGUCCAAGGGCUGGAGCAACAAUCGAGAGAUGCCCACGUAGCGGUAGACGGGGAGAACCUGCAACUGCAACAAGCGGAACGUGCCGCAAACGCAGCGAGGACCACCGCCAAACAAGCGAUGCAGCAGUUGCAAGUGGUUACAGCGGCCUUAAACGCGGCACAGGCGACGGCUGACCGCGCAGCGCAAGCUGCCGCGGAAUCGGCGGCUGCCGCUGCACACGUUGCCGAUGCUGCCGCUGAUUCUGCGCUUUUGGCUCACCAGCCGAUCAAUCCCUCUCCGCUGCCGAAACUUCCUCCACCUCGGCACGGUGCUCCUGCCGUUCUCGAUGCAGGUCUUCACGAACCCAGUGCCCUUCUCGCACCUGGCGCGCUCCACCAAGCUGACGCUCUCCGUUCACCUGCUGCGCUUCACCAAGCGGAAGCUCUCCGUCUUUCCUCCGGACUUCACGAAGCUGCCGCGCUCCAGGAAGCCGCUCUUCGCACGUCCAGCCUGCUUCACGAAGCUGGCCCAGCACUUCAAUCUCCAAGCGGUCUUCAUCGCUCGGAGUUGCUUAGCCUAGCCAAUGCUUUACCUACCGAUAGUUACGAUAUUAAAGGUUAUCGAUACUAGAUUCCUUCGGAUUGGACAUUUUAGACGAAUCUAGUACUUGUUACCGUCUUCAUUCAGGAAUAACGAAAUAUUAUGUUCCAUGUGUCAGACUGUGAAAUAAAAUAUUGUUGAAACGUCAGAUAUCUUCUGCCUGACCUCUUCAUCUUUGUCCUUUUAAAUCUCUAACUAAUUGAUUUCCUUUCGUCUGCUUCUCCGCCCCUCCCCUCGAAAAAGUACGAAAAUAUAAAUGUUAUCAAGUUUUUCGAAAUAAAACACGACAUAGAUUUAAGAAUAUUGGGCAAUAACAAUCUCCGUUACUUUAUUUCCAAAUCUAGAGAUGUAUAAAACAAGAAAUAAAGAAUUAACGUAAACUAAAAUUUUACUUUCCAUACUUUUCCUCCUUCGUGUCUUUUUUUGAUUU